Molecule: messenger RNA, 5628 nt
Organism: Hirundo rustica (Barn swallow)
Lineage: Eukaryota; Metazoa; Chordata; Aves; Passeriformes; Hirundinidae
Gene: CCPG1
Product: cell cycle progression 1
Exons: 11
Coding region: 106-2631 (841 amino acids)
Cellular component (GO): membrane
Source: RefSeq, a predicted model, not a curated record
GGCCCGGGCGGGCCGGGUUGUUUGUGACGGCGUCACCGGCGGCUGCGGCCGCGGCCCCUCGUCCGUGCCGGGCCCCGCUAGGGCCGCGCUCAGCGUGCUUUGAAAAUGUCUGAAAAUUCCAGCGACAGUGAUUCAUCUUGUGGCUGGACUGUCAUCAAUCACGAGGGUUCUGACAUAGAGACAGUGACCUCAGAAAAUGGAAGCACAAAUGAUAACCAUGAGUUUGUUUCAGAAGAAUAUGUUUCUUUGCAAGAAGAAGAGCAGGCAAUUGAUUUACAAGCUCAGUGCAGCAAUGAUGAAGAGAUCCCAGCAGUAGAUAACGCUCUAUCUGGUUUUGAAGAAACUCAGACAGAAGUUCCAGAGGGAAAUAAAGAAAAAGUUCCUGAUGAUGGGUCCUGCAUUGGAACUAUUAGUGAUGAUUCUGACAUUGUUACACUUGAAGCUCCAAAACCAGAAGAAACUCAGAGUCAGGAGGAAGCUCCAGCUGAUGGUGAAGAAGCUCCAAGUUCAGAGGAUUUUAACAUGGGUUCCUCCUCUAGCAGUCAAUAUGCAUUUUCCCAUGUAGAAACUGUCACUUGGCUGGAGAAGCUGUGGAAGAUUCCUGAUUGUGUAAGGGGAUGGGGAAAUGAGGUGAAAGAGCAUGUAUCUCGCAGUCUUCCUUUCCAAGUUUUUCCAUCCCAGGCCAGCCCCGCCGAGUCCAGCAGCGAUGAAAGCGGCGGCCAGGGCAGCCCGGCGGUGCGCAAGCGGCGCCCGAGGAAGCGCGGGGUGUCGAGCUCCGAGCCGGAGCCGGAGCCAGAGCCGGAGCCGGCCCGGGAGGAGCAGCACCAGCGCCAGUUCAGCAGCGGCCUGAACAGAUGCAUCGUCCUGGCGCUGGUGAUCGCCAUCAGCAUGGGCUUCGGGCACUUCUAUGGUAAACCUGAAGGUACAGUGCAGAUCCAGAAACAGCAGCAGCUGGUGACAAAGACACGUGAAUUAAAAGAUAUGAAAGAUGACCUUUACCAGUGCCAACAAGAGCAAGGAGAUCAAGUGCACCACAAAGUGGGGUCACUCAAGGGAGAUCCUGCCACAUGUUUGACCUUUACUGAAGUGGAGAAGAAAUCCUUUGAUUCUCAAAAGAAAAGUCUUGCUGCAGAAAAUCAGCACUUAAGAGAAUCUCUAGAGAAAGAAGAAAAAGCUUUGGCCUCACUUCAGGAAGAAUUAAGGAAGCUAAGACAACAAAUUAGAAACUUAGAAGAUAAAGGUAGUAGCACUGAAUCUAUUGUAAUAGAAAAUCAGAAACUAAGGGAGCAUUUGGAAGAGGAAAAGCAAAGGAACAGCAAUUUUCUGAGGCAAAAGGAAACGCUGUUUGCAGAGGCACAGAUGUUAAGGCGAGAACUGGACAAAGAACGUCAUGUUACAGAAGCUCUGAAAAAAGAACUGGAACAGUUAAGUUCUCGUCAAACACCUGACAGUGCUAAUGACGAUGAUGAGACAUUAAGAGAAAAUCAAGAAAUAGAAACCCUGCGAGGAAGACUGGUAGAACUAGAAAAAAAGCUAAACUUUGAGCAACAACGCUCUGACUUAUGGGAGAAACUGUAUGUUGAAGCAAAAGACCAAUCUGAAAAACAAGAAAUUAAUGAAAAUGGACAAAGGAAAGGCGCUAAAGGGCAAAAUAAGAGUAGAAAGAAAUCAAAGGAGACCUUUUUUGGUUCAGUUAAAGACACUUUCGAUGCUAUGAAAAAUUCCACAAAAGAGUUUGUAAGACAUCAUAAGGAAAAGAUUAAGCAAGCUAAAGAAGCAGUGAAAGAAAACUUGAAAAAAUUCUCUGAUUCUGUAAAGUCUACAUUCAGACACUUCAAAGACACCACAAAAAACAUCUUUGAUGAAAAAGAGAAGUCAUCAAGCGAUAAAAGAUAUGAGGCAAACAAGAAAGCUCGAACUUUUUACCGAGACCACAACUCCUACGAGAAUCUGAAGCAUAUGCAUUACAGGGGACCUCACAUGCCAAAAGAAUCCAGAAAUGCAAGAAAACAUCAUUUUACAACAUUUGAAAAAGAUUCAGAUUCCCAGAAAUGUCUCAAUGAUCACUUUUGUAAUAGAAAACAUCAGUUUGGCCUAAAGGGCUGCUCUGGUAUUUUUGAAUGUGCUCAUCAAGAAUUCAUUAGUCUCUUUAACAGAGUGUCGGAUCCCAUCAGGGUGGAUGAAUUUAAUCGGCUAAUGAGAAAGUAUUUGCAACAAGUUGUACAUAACUUUCAUCACUGGAGAGAACUAGAAAAUUUCAUCAAUAAGUUUUUUCAUAAUGGAUUGUUUAUACACGACCAGAUGCUGUUCACUGAUUUUGUUAAUGAUGUCAAGGAUUACCUGGAAGAUAUGAAGGAAUACCAAAGUAAUAAUGAAAAGGUUUUUGAGGAUUUGGACAAAUACGUCUACAGAUACUACUUCCAUUAUGAUAAUUCACCCCAGUAUGGACCCAGUCGACCUAAAAGACCUUUUACACAAACUGAAAAUUCCAGACAUGAAAAACAAGCUCAGAAGUACCAACACCGUAAUAAAAGAGAAGGUAAAUGGCAUAAACAUGGUCGCACUAAUGGAAGACACAUGGCAAAUCUUGAAAUAGAAUUGGGGCAACUACCCUUUGAUCCAAAAUAUUGAGUAAUUUAUUGUAAAAAUUAAGAUUAAAAUUCACAUACUCUCUGGAAACUAAUUGUUUUUCAACAAAGCAGCAAGAUGCAAGUCUUUUUUCUGAAUAAUUUGAUUUUUACACAUUUUUGUUAACAGGCAGAAGUCAGGCUUUCUAAUUUGCAUAUUCUGUACCGUUGCUUUAACUGUUCUUCAGAACUGAAGACAGUUUGGGUGCCAGCAGUAUUGUUGCAGAAACUAAGCAUGCCAUGACCUGUGUAUGAAAAAAUGCUUAAUUGCAUUCCAUUAGUGUAGUUAAAGCUUGAGCCAUGCAUAAUGUACCAACUACUAACUCCAGUGUUUGAUAUACUAACUUCAUCUCAUCCUUCAAAAAAUAGGUCAACAUUGUGGUAAUGUAUUUGUUAGUGUUUUGUAACCUUAUAUUUGCUUCCUGUCUUUGGGGGGGUUCAAGAGCCUGUUGAAUCGUGAAGAAUUUGCUGUGCUGCAUUCUAAUCAGCGUGCUGAUUUAAACACUUGAAAUGUCUUGCAUAUCUGCAUAUUGUAGAAAAAAAAAAUAAAAGAGACGUUGUGGGUAAAAGUCUUUAUUUAUAAAAGAAACUUAGCAUAGCUGUACAGUUCUAUAAAAACGGUCCAGUCUUGUCUGUAUUUUAUUGCUUAAGUAAUCAUAUGGUAACUUUGGUCUUCCCAAUGUUUUCUAGUGUUGUAAGGUAGGUCAGCAACCCCACCCUGCCCUACUGCUACUGACGCUGCCCUCGGGAGGAGGUUUAUGUGUUUGCAGGCAGCCACUGCCUCACGGGGACUUCCCGUUUGACUUCCCCACUUGGAGACUCACUGCUCUCUCCUUUCUGCACUACGAGGUCUAAGCAUAGCUACUGCUCUGCAAAACUGAUCUCACUGGGUGCGAGGUCUAGACACUGAUCUUCAGGGAUAAUUCACUUCAGCUUUUCUCCUGUAGAUGGAGAUGUGGCUUCCAACUCGUCCUUGAGGUACAUGAGUAUGAAAGACAGUGGCUGUUUUCUCAUAGCCCCUUAAAGCUAGAAAUGAUGAUAUUUCCUGUAAAUGAACAUACAUUAAUUUCCACAGUAAGAAAACACAGCUGGGAGCAUAAGAAUAGUGUUCCAAAGUCUCUCAGAACAACAAGUUCAAAUUCAGCUGUCCCUGGGAAGCUUUAUCCUUUAUUUUAGGAAAGCCUGCUAGAAAAAGAAGUACCUAUCCUGUUUGAUCCUGUCCGGAGUGGAUAUUCACCAGCCACCGGUGUCUGAGUGCAUGGACUUCAUUAAAGAUUUGAGGGGUUAAAAGGUACUGUGACUGCAGGUGUUUUUGCUUUUCAUCGUUCCUUACUCAGAAGUGCAGCCUCUGGGAACAGAUGGCACAUUUGUUUUAAUAUGGAUUGAGAAAUCCAUAAAACAUUACUCUGUGGCCUGUAGAAUUUGCACAGAGGACAGGGUAUACGUGAACAUUAAAUAUCAAUGUAUUGGAAUGAUAUCAGUACUCUUAUUAUGGACUAGAGGGGUCAAUUUUAAUAUAAGCUGUGUUUUAAAAAGUUGUGGACAACAAUUUUAAAAAAAAUUAACUAUAACUCUUCCCUAAUUUAUUUUGUAACAUCCUCAGGAGUAAGUUACCAUACCUGUUCUAGCACAUUGAAGAGGAUCAAGUGACUGGGUAAUAGUGUGUCAUUGUAAAACUCCUUAUUCAGCCAGCCAAGUGGGUUAGAGUAAAACACAUCUGCUUCAUCAACGUAGCUCUCGUUGCCAGUUAGGUUUGGGGGACACUGAAGGAAUCUCAUUUUUAGGGGACAGUGAACAUGACUAGGAAGAAAAACAAAAGCACACAUUUCAUGAUAAACUGACCAGAAUCAGAGAUUUGAAAUUACUCAUCACUUUAAAAGAUACCUUAGUCAAAACUUCUUUUUUUUUUUUUUUUUUUUUCCUUAGAGUAGUAUUUUCUUCCCUUCAAUAUUCAUAUGAAAGCAAAGUAGAACAAGCAGUCUCAGCUCCAAACUGCUGGGACUGUGUUGUUAGCAGUUAACAGAAAAUACACUUAUCUUACUAAAAAUACCAUUCGGACAAUAUUAGUUCCUUAAAAAAGUACUUUUCUAUAUCAGCUUCACUAUUUAUAUCUGCUUUAACAUUUUGUUUAUUUGCCAGGAUCUACUGCAAACCUUUUGCAGUGACCUCAGUCACUCUGUUGUAAUGACAUUUCUUUACUGCCUCGCAGCAGAAUUAAAGUAAAAUUAACAUAUUUUCUUGUAACAAUUAGUGUUUAGUUUUGCUACAAUGUUACCAUAUCGAAGAAGUGUGACAUACUUGGUGAAGUCAUUAGACUUACUGCAUAUCCUCAUACAAAGCUAUUUCACAGAAGUGAAUAAGGCUCAGAUGCUUUAUUUUUAUUCUGUGAUACAAGCACUUGGCUUAUGUCUCCUAAUCACUCUAUUACCUGUAUGAAAAAUCAAAACUCUUCCUGUAUACAUUUAUCUAUCUCAAUAUAAUAAGCCUUGAAAAAAAGAAUUAAGAGUUUGAAUUUCAAUGUAGUGCAUUGUUAAUGCUUUUAAUACCUGUAAAAUGGAGUAGAGUGGCACGGCAUCAGGAUGAAGACAAAAGCUUGUGACUGCUGAGAGUUACUGCAGAGCUGCUGGAUGUGACUCAUAACAUCCAGAGUGCCUCGCUGGUGAACCAAGCCCGUGUACAGGGCUGGGACUAAAUUGGACAAGAGCAGGAAACUUGCUGCAGUUUUCUUCCAUGCUUUCAAGUGUUUCAAAGAAUAUCCUGUAGAAACAUUUGAGUAAGUUUGGGAGAUAAACAAUUCACACAUUUCUGUAAAGUACCCUAAUACAGUGGCAAACCAUUACUCAGUCAAUAAUAAUAUUCUUCUCUGAGAUACUUUACUGCAGUGUUCUUUGAAUGGAAAUUCAAAGGUUAGACUUGGCUCUUUUAAUUCUUGGAUUUAACAGAGUAAAUCUUAAGCCCACACCUGUCUCCUGAAAUGCAAAAAUACAGUUCCCAAACCAGU